AUGAAUCAUCAGGAUGCAAUUAUAGAGCAGAGUGCCUUUCAAGAAGCUCAGCUUGUCAUUAAGCUUCAAGAAUGGCUAAUAAAUAUAUCUCCUGCUUCUUUACCACAAAUUGCCCAUGAUCUAUUGUUGUCUGUGUUUGUCCAAGAUCAAGAUAGGAUAUUCCAAUUACUUUGGAAUAUCAUAAACUCAGUUUCUAUCCGUCCAAAAAACAUUCAAUUAUAUGUAAAUUUAAUAGUCGAACUUGAUUCUCAUUCAAACGAAAUAAGUACGCUUUCAUUAAUCCGCCCAUUAAUUGUACGAAUGUUACUAACUCCAAAACCAUUCAUAGAACAAUUUUUGUCAAACGUCGGAGAUUUUUUAUUUCUUAGAAGAUUAAUAAAAGCAUUAAAUAUGACAACCACUGACGUUGUGGCACAACUACGACACUUUUGCGAGAUGCAUGAAGAUCUUAAAUACUACCAUUGCUUAAUAUUCGCGAUAUUUGCACCUGAAAUUCAAAUUGCCGACACUCAGCUGUUUUCAACGUUGCGUAAUUUGUUUUAUGAAGAGUGGGCGGCUCCAUCUUGCAAGCCAGUUCUUAAAGAUUUUUUCGAUAAUAUUACAAAUCUUAAUCGAAAUAACUGGAGGUUGCUACAAGAAUGCUACCUAUCCGGAGGCUAUCCAGAAUCGAUAAAUGUAGCAAUUAAAACAGAUAAUAUCAAUCUUUUUCAAGAAUUAUCAAAUUCGCCAAAUUUCUCACUUGAUCACCAUAUUCGUCCUUCAGUAUUUGAGUCAUGCCACUUCGUCCAAAGCGAACCAAGCCUAAUACAAUACGCAGCUUUUUACGGAUCUUUAAGAAUUUUUAAAUUUUUACUUCUCAACGGCUCCGAUCUCAACCAAGAGGAUGCCAACGGAUCGACAUUGGCCCAAUUCGUUGUUGCAGGCGGAAAUGUCGAAAUGGUUAGAAUUUGCCAGCAGCGAAAAUGCGACUUUAGCGGAUGUCUUCAGAUAGCAACACGAUUCUACAGAUUUGAUAUAUUCGAUUGGCUACAUUUCGCAUAUUUAAACGAUCUUACAGAAGUACAUCCGAAAUUCGGAAACGUUUUCCACGAAAGCGCUGCAUCAAACAACGUCAGACAGAUUAUAUAUUGCAUAGAUAAUACAUUGGACGUAGAUAGUCGUUCAUCUGAUAAGUCUACACCUUUACAUUAUGCCGUGAAAAAUCGUGCAGCUGAUUCCAUCAGAUUACUGUUAUCUAUUAACUCUCUGGAUGUCAAUGCAAAGGAUAGUACCGGAAUGACACCUCUACAUACAGCAGCUCUCUUCGAAGAAUCAAGAAUGGUCGUUGAAUUACUAAAUUGCAACAGAAUUGACGUGAAUUCGGUCAACAGAUGGGGAAUGACACCUUUGCAUAUAGCAGCACAAGAUGGAAAUACUCAGACAGUAUCAGAAUUGAUAAAAAGACCUGAAAUCGAUGUAAAUUGUAAAGAUGAGAAUUUUAUGACACCUUUACACUACGCAGCACAAGAGGGUGAAUUCGAAACAGUCAGAAUCCUAUUGACAGCUAAGGAUAUUGAUAUAAAUUGCGAAGAUGCACAAGGAUUGAUACCUUUCUCGUACGCAGAAGCAUCUGGUAUGGAAGAAAUAACUCAAUUGUUACAGGAUUGGGUGAAUACUUAA
Molecule: messenger RNA, 1659 nt
Organism: Trichomonas vaginalis G3
Lineage: Eukaryota; Parabasalia; Trichomonadida; Trichomonadidae
Product: spectrin binding
Exons: 1
Coding region: 1-1659 (552 amino acids)
Molecular function (GO): protein binding
Source: RefSeq, a predicted model, not a curated record